Molecule: messenger RNA, 5274 nt
Organism: Nilaparvata lugens (brown planthopper)
Lineage: Eukaryota; Metazoa; Arthropoda; Insecta; Hemiptera; Delphacidae
Product: polyamine-transporting ATPase 13A2
Exons: 23
Coding region: 492-4478 (1328 amino acids)
Biological process (GO): intracellular calcium ion homeostasis; polyamine transmembrane transport
Cellular component (GO): membrane
Molecular function (GO): polyamine transmembrane transporter activity; P-type transmembrane transporter activity; ATP binding
Source: RefSeq, a predicted model, not a curated record
AAAUACCGCAUCACCGAUAAUCAUGCGGUGCCGUAGAGCCAAACUAUAAUAUGUCACAAACAUGAUCCGAGAUGCGAAUCUUUUGCUUUCCAAUUAUCAGAGCAUUCCUUGAAAAACAAGUAUAUUAUUUCAAUUUAAGAGCAAAAGACUUACUUCCCAACCUACUUCUCACAUUUUAAACCUUUCAAUCAUCUUUUCAUCAUUUCCAUCAAAUUUCAGGUUAUGUCCACUCUUACAGUUUGACUAUACUCAGCUUAUGAAUUUUUUGGAUGUGAAAUUUUGAUUUUUCGUGAUUCCCCAUAACCUACAAAAAUCACAACAGCAAUCUUGAUAUCUAGCUGUAAUUUGUGAUACUUAUUGAAAUAAUUUACAUACAGUUUCUCAUUGUGAUAUAGUGAAAUGUGCUUUGAGUAAUAAUAUUUCAAAUGUUCAUCGCGCUCAAUGAAAUUCGUUUGUAAUGGCAUCUGCAUUUCGAAAAUUAGGAUUUAAGUAUGGAUUUUUGGAGAGGCUGUAGGUCUAAACCUACAUCCCAUUGCAAACCUACAUCGAAAGGUUUUCGACUCGGUGGCUAUGAAGGUAUAGCCUGUCAGAUUCAUCAAAUAAUUGAAAAUGAGGAUGGAGAAGGUAUCAAUUUGAAAUGUAAUUCCUACAAACAGAGCAAGCUUCAAAAAAUAUGCUUCUAUUUUGUAUGCAUCCUAUUUUUCGGUGUGCCACUCCUACUCUUCCGUUGGUAUCCACCUUUGGAAGUCUAUGUAUUUUGGCAAAAAUGUUUUCUCGAUGAUGCGGAAAUCGUUCUGAUCAAGGAAUCUGGUAUGAAAGCGGCAAAACGAAAGAUAUCUACGGUUAUGUUUGACGAUGAAGACCAACCAUUGAGAUUCUUUAGUUACAAGCUCCAGAAAUUUGUUUGGUGUCAUGUCAGCAGACAAUUCAAGCUGCUGAGGGGUUUGGCUGAUGGAGUUACAACUCUUUCCAACCUUAUUGCAGCACCUGAUGGAAUAUCUCAUCAGGAGAGGGAAAAAAGACUGAAAAUCUACGAUUCUAACGUUGUUCAUAUUAAAGUAGAACCGUUUUGGCAGUUAUGGCUUAAACAUGCAUUGUACCCUUUCAUUGUUUUCGAAGUACUGAGCGUCAUUCUCUGGAUUUUUGAUGAGUAUUCUGUAUACGCUGCAUUUGUUAUAAUUUACUCAAUUAUAGCAGUCACCCUGAGCUCCAAACAAGAGAGAACGAAAAAAUUGAGACUACACAAAAUGGUUUCUGCCUCCAAAAUGGCUUCAAAAAUCACUGUUCUUCACAAUAAAGAAGAAUACGAAUGCGACAUUGAUGAUUUGGUUCCUGGAGAUGUGAUAAAAAUUCCUCCAAGGGGAUUCCCAAUGCCUUGUGAUGCCAUAUUACUUUCCGGAUCGUGUAUUGUUACUGAAAGUGAAUUAACAGGUGAGAGUGCACCAGUAUUGAAAACUUCACCAGUCGUUUCUCCUGAUAGUAGAGAAAUCUACUCACCAUCUUCCGUCCAUAUGCGCCAUACCUUAUUCUGUGGUACACAAAUCAUUCAAACUCGAUACUAUGGAGACAAUGAGAUGAUGCUUUUUCAUCUCUCAGAGAAAUCAGGGCUAGUAUCUGAUAUACCUCAACCCGAAAACGUAACAGUAGCAACAUUUGCUGAUGACACAGCAGUUUUAUCAGUUGGUGAAACUGUUGAAGUCUCUACAGAGAAAUUGCAGGUGCCAGUCAACAGAAUCAAUGUUUGGACAAAACACUGGCUUAUAAAAUUGAAUGAAGCAAAAUCAGUUCAAGUCAACUUUACAAACAGAAGAGUUCAAUAUAUCCCCUUAAUGUAUCCACUCAAUGGGAAUAUUGUACCCUACUCCAACACUGCAAAGUAUCUAGGCAUGACGCUGGAUGCCAAGCUUAGAUGGAAGGAGCAUGUGAAGAAGAAAAGAGAACAACUUGGCAUAAAAUUCAAGAAAAUGUACUGGUUACUUGGGAGGACAUCAAAGUUGUCAAAUUAUAACAAAUUGCUUCUCUACAAGCAGAUUCUCAAGCCGGUGUGGACUUACGGAAUUCAACUCUGGGGCUGCAUCCGACCAUCCAAUAUCGACAUCAUCCAGCGCUUCCAGAACAAAGUACUCAGAAGUUGUGUAGACGCUCCUUGGUACAUCAGGAACUCUGAUCUCCACCGCGACCUGGGAGUGGCGACAGUCAUCAGUGAAAUCCAAAGAUUUGCAGAAAAACAUGAGAAAAGACUUCAUCAACAUGUGAACGUGGAAGCAAUCCAGCUGCUCAACGUGCAUGGAUCCAGUUUUGAAACGUUAUUCCUACGUACAAUGGACAUCGUGACAAUAACUGUUCCACCAACCUUGCCCGGAGCAAUGCUAGCUGUCUCUAUGCAUUCCCUUUCAAGAUUGAAAAAAUUUAAAAUAUUCUGUAGUUCUCAUCCACGAAUCGUAGUUGCUGGCAAAACUAAGCUCGUUUGCUUCGAUAAGACUGGUACACUGACUGAAGAAGGCUUGGAUUUAUGGGGUGUUCUUCAAUGCAAAGGUGUUGAGAAUCUAAGCGAAGAUGACGUUAUCAAAGAUGUCACCACUCUGGAAAAAACGUCAAAGCUUUUAGCCAGUUUAGCUACUUGUCAUUCACUUACAAUCAUUGAUGACAAAAUAUGUGGUGAUCCUCUCGACACCAGUAUGUUUAUUGCUACAAAAUGGGAACUUGAAGAAGCUGCUGAAGACACGCAUAAAUUUGAUUUGUUAUCCCCCACAGUGGUUCGACCCAAACGUGGCGUACAGGAAACUCCAUCGAAACCUUGCACCGACUACUGUGAUGAGACAUCUUUCUGUUACGAAGAAAUACCUUAUGAAAUUGGAAUCAUAAAAAAAUUCGCAUUUACAUCCACUACACAGAAUAUGACUGUCAUUUGUAGAAUUUUGGGUGCUCCAAAUAUGACCGCCUUCUCAAAAGGUGCUCCUGAGAAAAUUUUGGGCUUAUGCAAUCGAGAAUCUCUACCAGAAAAUAUUAUGGAAAUCCUGGAGCAUUAUACGUCAAGCGGUUUUCGAGUAAUCGCUCUCGCUUAUAAAGAACUACCAAGGAAAUUCAAUUGGAAAAAAGCACAGCGAACUAGUAGAGAAGAGAUCGAGACCGACAUGAAUCUGUUGGGAAUUAUGUUGAUGCAAAACUUUUUGAAAGAAAACUCUGGACCAGUAAUUAAAGAGCUCAAUGAAGCUGGUAUGAAGUGCAUCAUGGCAACAGGUGACAACAUAUUGACAGCUGUUAGUGUUAGUCAAGAAUGUGGCAUCCUUCCAAAGCAUUGUACUGUUGCUACACUUCAAUUCGAUGAUAAAAAGGAGAUUGUUCUUGAGUCUCUGAAAUCUACACAAUCAAAACGUCGACAAUUUGAUUUGGGCAACGAGUCUCUGUACCUUGCGAUUGAUGGAAAUAAUUGGUCUUUACUUAGAACUCAUUGUCCACAUUAUGUUGACAUUAUACUGCUGAAAUGUGUUGUAUUUGCCCGAAUGUCGCCUUUGCAUAAGACUCAAUUGAUAACUGCAUAUCAGUCGCUGGGAUACAUCGUUACAAUGUGUGGUGACGGCGCAAAUGAUUGUGGUGCACUGAAAGCAGCCCAUGUUGGCAUUUCGCUGACUAACGCGGAGGCGUCGAUCGCGGCUCCAUUCACGGUCAGCGAGCCAUCCAUCACUGGAGUGGUUCGAAUUAUAAAGGAAGGAAGAUGUGCUCUCGUUACCAGUUUCAUACUUUUCAAAUUCAUGGCUAUGUACAGUAUGGUACAAUUUUUCUCAGUCAUGAUUCUGUACAGUAGGGGAACUGAAAUGGGAACUAAUCAAUUUCUGUACAUUGAUUUGCCUGUAACAUGGAGUCUCGCUUUAGCUAUGGGGCACUUGGAACCCGCAGAGAAUCUCAGCCCAAAGCUGCCUAUAUCAAAGAUCUUAUCGGCCUCGAACAUUAUUCCGUUGGUACUCCAAGUUUUCACCGCGUUUUUCAUUCAAUGGCUUUCCUUGAACUCUCUAAAAACACAAGAAUGGUACACUCCAGUUACUCCAGCUGUUGCUGACGAAGAAAUAGUUCUCAGCUGGGAAAAUUCUGUUGUCUAUGGCGUCAGUUGCUUCCAGUAUGUUUUACUGGCAUUCGUCUAUUCGUACAACGACAGCCACCAAAAGUCGAUGAGCAAAAAUUGGACACUGUUGAUAUGUUUCUUCGUGAUGCUGGCUUUCAACAUUAGUCUUCUAGUCAUUCCAUGUAAGUUCUUAUCAGAGCUCUUUGAAAUGCAACCGUGGACUGAACAAGAUGCAUUCUUCCGUCUAGCAUUGUUGGGAUUUCCCGUAUUUCACCUUGCAAUCGCUCUUUUCAUUGAGGUUAACGUGACGUAUUGGAUCGAAAAUUCAUAUUUUGUGAAAAGAAAAAAUAUGUAUAGAUACCAGUACAUUGAUGCCAAACUCAAGUCGGGAACUCCCUGGCAAUUAAUCGAGGUAUGAUCUUGAGGAAUCAACAGGAAAACCUAGUUACCUUCUGGACUCACUCAAUAAAGUGCCUGAUGUAUUCAGAAUAAGUGCUCGUUGAAUAAUUAAUUAUAAGUUACAUUGUUAUUGUUAUUAUAGUAUGCCCGAUGUGGGGAGUUUUGGACACAUUAAGGAAUCUAGAAUAUAGAAUCGUCCAUAUGGAAGUUUAUAACUAGCGCACAGUUGACUGAGAGCACCUCAGUCAGGAAUAGAGAAUUUCGUAAACUGUUGACUUCAAGUGAAAUGUUUUGCUAUUCAACUUUUUGUACAUUCUUGGACCUGGUAUGAUAACCGGGCAUAUCCUCAGAUUUGUAUCGUAAUUUGGAAAAACAAGAAGUGAAUAACUUGGGCCUUGUCAGAACAAUAUUUGAUUAAGUACAUGUUUUAUGUAAAUACUCGUAAUUCUCAGUGACAUCAUCAAAUGGUCGGUGUGAUCAAUUUCAACUCUAUAGUUGCUUUUGUUUUGUCUAGACAUCAUAGUCUCUCCCCAAUGCAGGGUCCGCGUCUUCGUGUAUUCUAGCACUAAGCAAAGACUUUAGAUUAGUACUUUGGAAAUAAAAGUUCCUCUAUGUUUAAGGUGUGUUUUAAGAUUUCAAAUUGGCUGUUGUAGCUUUGUAUUGUGUUAUAGAAGAAGUUAUUUUGUUUUAUAUAAAUCGGAAACAAAUCGUCGAUAAAUAGAAAAAAUAAUACGCAUUUAGAAAAUGUUGAUAUUGUUUAUUUUGCUGGGUUUGUAUCAAAGAAAAAGGAUUACAUAAGAACACUUGAUAUUCUU